Molecule: messenger RNA, 893 nt
Organism: Caenorhabditis elegans
Lineage: Eukaryota; Metazoa; Nematoda; Chromadorea; Rhabditida; Rhabditidae
Gene: F13D12.10
Product: MARVEL domain-containing protein
Exons: 5
Coding region: 223-774 (183 amino acids)
Source: RefSeq, marked reviewed
CAGUACGCCUUCUGCAGAAUAGCGGAUUCCCGUGGUCACACCACAUUUCCGAAAAGGGCCUCGUUUUCUGUUUAUUCCAGGCCAUUGAGCCCUCUCUCCGGCAGAGCAGAAGAGCGCUGACGUAGCAUUUUCCAUUAAAUAUCACAUUUUAUAAACAUUUUUCGUUUCCGUUUUUGGAGCCGCAGAGUCAAAGGCCGCCGAACACGAGCAGCUACAAAAAAAAUGUAUGAAGAAGAAGUCGAAGGAUGCUCAAAGUAUAAACCGACGAUGAGGUUUGCUGCAAUCGUGGUCGCCACAGUGAUCCUGAUGUCCGAAGUUUCUCUAGCAAUUUUCGAAUAUAUCCAUUGUCGAGUUGAUGGGAAUCCAUUGUCUGCGGUUUUUGCAGCGAUAUUCACAUUCCACUCGCUUUUUACCACAUUCUACAUUAUCGGGGCUUUCCGUUUAGUCGAAUGUUUGAUGGUACCAUGGCUCACAUUACAGUUAAUAUUUCUAACAACAUUUGCAAUGUUUGUCGUUGUCUGGUGGAUUGCUACACUGUUAUCCAUAUUCAAUUUAGUUCAAUAUUAUCAUACUCCAAGUGAUCAAGGCCUCACAAAUGCCGAAUUCUUCGUUCUCACCGGAAUCGUUCUAACUCUCGUUCUUUUCCUCUGUAUGAAACUCUCACAUAUUCUCUACAAAGGAUUUGUGAGUGUCCGGACCCAGAAUAUGACCCGCUACCGGAUAACAGAGUCUGUUCAGAGGACGGAUUCCGUUUUGAAGCCAAGCUAUGUUUAAUUGUUUAUGUUCGAAUUUUUUGUCCCUUUAGUUUUAAUCAUUUCUCUUUUCCGCGUCAUUUGAUAUCAUCUUUUACUUUCCAUUUUAUCGGGUAUCUAAAUAAAUUGUGUUUCUGGUUU